Messenger RNA from Salvia miltiorrhiza (redroot sage), 1209 nucleotides. Its product is annotated as EPIDERMAL PATTERNING FACTOR-like protein 6. The transcript is spliced from 3 exons. The record is from RefSeq and is a predicted model, not a curated record. Gene Ontology annotation, biological process: guard cell differentiation; stomatal complex development. The coding region runs from base 585 to 1013 and encodes 142 amino acids. NCBI's taxonomy places the organism in Eukaryota, Viridiplantae, Streptophyta, Magnoliopsida, Lamiales, Lamiaceae.
GCUAGAGAUUUACUCAAAAGGCAUGUCGUCAUGGAACGAUAUUCAUUUCAAAAAACAAAUUUGGAGAGAGAGAGAGAGGCCGCUCUAAGUGCUGUGGAACAGUAUUAACUUCACUUAUAACAGAGUAUAAAUACAUACGUGUAAUACUAAAUCACUAGUUAGUUAGAUAUACAUAUAGAGAGAGAGUGUAUGUGUGUUUGUGUGUGUGUGAGAGAGAGAGGGUGUGUAUGUGUGUUGUGCAGAGGAAGGGGCAGGGAGGUGGGAGUUGGUGGUGGGGUGAUGGCUGAGUUUGGGAAUUGUAGAAACACAGCCAACAUAAAAGCCUGCCACAUCAAAUCUCACCCCAAACAUGGCAAAGCUUAGGAAUUGACCAUACUUUUCCCAUUCCGAUCUGCCCCUGCCCCUUCCUCUUCCCCUUCUCCUGCCCCCUUUAUAUUUCAAUCACCAUCUCCAUUUUACACUACAUUUCAUCAAUAUGCAUACAUUAUGCCCUAAUAAUUAGCAGAUUUUCAGUUCGAUUCCCACUGCGGGCGAAGAGAGAGAGAGAGGCUGAAGAAGAAGCAUUGUUGCAUGGAGCGGCGGAGAUGAUUAGAUCCUGGCAGCCUCUGAAACUUGUGCUUUCCACUACUAUGAGAAAAAAUCUCCCUCACUACGCUCUAUUCUCCUUCUUUUGCUGCUGUUUAUGCUUCUAUGGAAUCUACUCUGCAAAUAUCCCUACCUCUAAUUCCCCGCCCUCAGAAAUCAAGUUUCUAUUGAAUCUUCAAGCUGAUGAUAACUACUUCUUCAAGAAAAUAGAGAAAAACUAUAUUUUGGAGAUAGGCGGAGUGAGAGCGGCGAGAAGGGUACUACUAGGAGGUCCGGGGUCAUCGCCGCCGCGUUGCGCGUGGAAAUGUGGCGGAUGCAUGCCGUGCAAGCCGGUGCAUGUGCCGGUGCCGCCGGGCGCUAGGGUGACGACGGAGUACUACCCGGAGGCUUGGAGGUGUAAAUGUGGCAAUAAAUUGUACAUGCCUUAGCUAGCUAGCUACUGCCCUUCCUUAAUUUGCCAUUAAAUUAACGUCUAUCUACUUAGUUUCUACUAAAUUUAUUUGCUUAGAAGCAAGAGAAGAAUAUAGUAUUAUUGUUUAUUCAAAUCACAGUGCAAACUUCGUCUUCGUAUAUUAAUACGAUGUACUUAAUUUUCUCUAAUCAAAUGUUUGAUUUGUUUAAUUA